AUGGCCCGCUCCUCCCUUGGGACCCGGCGCCUGGAAGACCCGGACGGCUGUAACCUUGAACCCGCCUGCUGCCUCUACCCGGAGCCCUGGCAGCAGCCCUGUGAAAUCGCCACCCCAGCCCUGGACCUGGAGGCCGAGCCCAGCAUGGAUGUGAUCUUGGUGGGAUCCAGUGAGCUCUCAAGCCCCGUUCCCGCGGCCACAGGCAGAGAGCUUAUUGCAUAUGAAGUCAAGGUGAACCAGCGGAACAUAGAAGAGAUCUGCCUCUGCUGCGGAAGCUUCCAGGUUCACACGCAGCACCCUCUGUUUGAGGGAGGGAUGUGCGCCCCGUGUAAGGACAAGUUCCUGGACGCCCUCUUCCUGUACGACGAUGACGGAUACCAAUCCUACUGCUCCAUCUGCUCCUCCGGGGGCACGCUGCUCAUCUGCGAAAACCCCGAUUGCACCCGAUGCUACUGCUUCGAGUGUGUGGAUAUCCUGGUCGGCCCCGGGACCUCGGGGAAGGUGCACGCCAUGAGCAACUGGGUGUGCUUCCUGUGCCUGCCCUUCUCCCGCAGCGGGCUGCUCCAGCGCCGGAAGAAGUGGCGCAGCCACCUCAAGGCCUUCUACGACCAGGAGUCGAAGAGUCCCGUUGAGAUGUUCGAAACCCUGCCCGUGUGGAGGAGACAGCCGGUGCGGGUGCUGGCCCUUUUUGGGGACAUCAAGAAAGAGCUGACGAGUCUGGGCUUUUUGGGAAGCGGUUCUGACCAGGGGCGACUGAAGCACUUGGAUGAUGUCACAGACGUAGUGAGGAAGGACGUGGAAGAGUGGGGCCCGUUCGACCUCCUGUAUGGUGCCACACCUGCCCCCGGCCACGCCUGUGACCAUCCUCCCGCCUGGUACCUGUUCCAGUUCCACCGGCUCCUGCAGUACGCACGGCCCUCGGGCAGCCUCCGGCCCUUCUUCUGGAUGUUCGUGGAUCAUCUGAUGCUAAACAAAGAGGACCAAGACCUCGUGUGUCGCUUCCUGGAGAUGGAGCAGGCCACCAUCCCGGAUGUCCGCGGCGGAGUCCUGCAGAGUGCUGUCCGAGUGUGGAGCAACAUCCCAGCCAUCAGGAGCAGCAGGCACUCAGCCCUGCCUUCGGAAGAAGAAUUGUCCGGGCUGGCUCAGAACCGACAGAGCUCCAAGCUUCCCGCCCAGCGGCCCACCAAGCUGCUGAAGAACUGCUUUCUCCCCCUAAGAGAAUAUUUCAAGUAUUUUUCAACAGAACUCACUUCCUCUUCAUGAAUGAGUCACUAUACUGUGAAAAGUAAAAAAGACUUCCUAGAACAAACACAGCUCUC
Cebus imitator (Panamanian white-faced capuchin) is the source of this 1319-nucleotide messenger RNA. It is a transcript of the gene DNMT3L, whose product is annotated as DNA methyltransferase 3 like. Lineage: Eukaryota; Metazoa; Chordata; Mammalia; Primates; Cebidae. The record is from RefSeq and is a predicted model, not a curated record. The transcript has 12 exons. Gene Ontology annotation, biological process: negative regulation of transcription by RNA polymerase II. Gene Ontology annotation, molecular function: enzyme activator activity; DNA (cytosine-5-)-methyltransferase activity, acting on CpG substrates; DNA binding. The coding region runs from base 1 to 1263 and encodes 420 amino acids. Gene Ontology annotation, cellular component: nucleus.